Diatraea saccharalis (sugarcane borer) is the source of this 3695-nucleotide messenger RNA. NCBI's taxonomy places the organism in Eukaryota, Metazoa, Arthropoda, Insecta, Lepidoptera, Crambidae. The record is from the annotation of a GenBank genome assembly.
CUCGCUGGAUUUUGUCAUCGGUGAAUCGCCACUUGUCAAACUGAUUAGGCAAUUUUUGUAUUUUGCUCGUAAUAAAUAAUACUUUCAUUACGUAUAUAAAUUAAGUGCAUUGGUGAGAUAUCAAUAUGGGACGCUCUAGAUCACGAAGCAAAUCACCUAGACGGCAUCAUAAAAGUAGUAAACACUCCCGAAAGAAGAGUCGCUCUAAGGAUCGUUCUUCAUCGCGAAGUAGAAACUCGAAACACGCUGAAAAAUCUAGGGAACGUACUUCAAAAUCGAGAAAAAGAUCUCAUUCGGUAUCGUCUUCUAGCAGUAGCGGUGGUUCAUAUGAUGGUAGCAGGGGUCACAGAAAGAAGUCAAAAGGACGUAGUAAAAUGGAUGAAGUUGACCGUCUAGCUGAAAUGGAAAGGCAAAGGCGUGUAAGAGAAGCUGAACAAAAGGUGGUUGAAGAAGAAGCAGCAAAAAGAAUAGAGUUGCUUGUCAAGAAGCGUGUAGAAGAGGAAUUAGAAAAAAGAAAAGAUGAAAUUGAACAAGAAGUCGCAAAACGUGUCGAAGAGGCCAAGAGAAAAAUGGAAAAAGAGAUGAUGGAAGAGCUGGAGAGACAACGAGAACAACAGAGGAGGAAGGAGCUAGCCCGUCAGGAGGAAGAAGCACGUAAAAGGAAAGAACUGGAAGAAAUCAUGGCUGAAAACAAUAAAAAAAUUGAAGAAGCACAUCAAAAGCUGGCUGAAGAACGGUUAGCAAUGAUCGAAGAACAAAGAAAAAUGGAUGAAGAGAGGCAGAAAUUGAAAAAGGAACAGGAGAAAAGAGUCAAAGAAGAACAAAAGAAAAUCCUAGGCAAAAAUAAUUCACGACCAAAACUGUCGUUUUCUUUAAAACCACUAUCAUGAGUAAUUACGAUACAGUACAAAUGUUGCAAUAAGAACUCUAAAAAUUGGAUGUGUAAUUAUUAUAUUUUAUUUAAAAUUAGAUGUCUCGCAAAUUAUUAUGAUGUAUCUAUUAUACUUAUGCUUAUUAACGAAAUUUGUUACAUAUAGUGUCAUUAUAUUAGCAAAGGAGCCUCUUGUAUAUAUAAGUCCUAUUUUGAGUCUGAAUCAAAGACAAAAUUAACUUCAUUUCAAUUAUGUUGGUUAUGAAAUGACAAAAUUAUGCACACAUAAAUUAGCUGUAGUAAUUGAUAACUGUUUGUCUAUAUGCAAUCAAAUUAAUUUUCUUUCUUGGUAUUUUAAGAACAUGAUUAAGUUAAAACUUUUUCUAGAGUUUCCAAUCUGUCGUUCUGUGUCUGUGUUGAUAUGUCAAUUUUUCCUAGGACAAGUACAGGUCUUAAUAUGUGCAUCUGGGAUCAGGUCAGAUCCAUUGGUUAAAACAAAAAAAAAAGUCCUUGAAAUUGAACCCAUAAACCAGUAUUCUGCAUUUAUAGCAGAUGUGAUACUUUCGAUAUUGAUUCAGUUUUUUUUUUCAUUUCUAGUACAACUAUCAUUAUUUAAAUCUGUGGACUAGUCUUCACCACAGACUAAAACCCGAUAGACAGUUUAAUAAGUACAUAAGUGAGUUAACUCUCUGACAAAUUGAGUUCUUUUUGAUGUUCAGAUAAUAGUUAAAACUGAGUUCAGUUUUAACUAUUAUCUUUUUUUACAGUUUUUACAGUUUUAACUAAUUUACUUCUGGCUAGUUAGCCAGAAGUAAAUUAUCAAUACACUGUAUACAUUGAAAUGUAGAUCAGGCUUUACCAUACAGUGUGUAUAAAAUGUAUAUGAAGUUAUUUCUUUCCAAACAACCACCAUGCCGUUAAAAGAUUUGUAAGUCAUAAAUAAAAAGAUCUACCUUUAAAGAAAAUUGUUCAUACACCAAUAAAUUAUCAUAUAUUUUUUUAUCAAGAGUAGCUAGAAUUAUUAUUAUAUUGGUAAGCAGAACUAAUGAGAUACUACUUAAUUUUUGCUUUAAAUAAAAAAAAAAUUGUUUUAAAAAUUUACAUAGUAAAUAAAUUAUGAUUUUCUUAUGAAAAUCAUCAGUGAGCAGAACUUUAUAUUUGUUUUAAACUUUAAAGUGCUUCAUAAUAGACUUCAAAAUUUAAUAAAAAUUGACUGCUAACCACAAAUAAGUUUUGGAAUAGAACAACAACCUAUUUUCCAUUAGCAUACUCAUUAUAUUUAAGGAUUCUCGUUAAAUAUUGUGACAUGUAUUUGUAUAUAAUGCAUUAGAGAAAAUUUUCGCUACCUAAAUUUUGCUUAUUUAUGACAGGUAUAGUAGGGAUGAUGACUGAGUUUUGCUUGUUUAUCCAUCAGGUAGAUUAUUUAAAAAUAUAAAAACGUAUUUUUUGCGUAAUCAAUAAAUUAUGAAGAUAUAUUGUGUUAAAAUAUCACAUGACUUUCAACAAAACUAUGACGUAGCGAGCCUCCUCAACUUAUGCCUAUUAUCUAAACAAUUUCUUGUUAAAUUGAAGCAAAAAAAAACCUAUUAUUUUUCUAUUAUCUUCAGGACUAAAUAGAUUUUUUUUUACCCAGUCAUCAUCCUGUUGUGAAUGUUUUAUAACUGUUACAGUAAGAUACAACUGAUGUGUCUCACUGAUGUACUUGCGCAGAAGGCUAAAUUUUGAAGCGCGGCAAAUGUCGGCCAAUUAGAAUACUUAAAUUAUCACGCUAUCGGACAAACCAACAAUAUGCACGCGCAUAACUCACGCUGAGUAUGAAUGAGACGAAACCUACGUUAUCUUUUAUACCUUAUGCUUACUGAAACAAGUCUCACUUUAAGUUUUAAUCUUACGUUCGGUCAUUAUCGUCUUUGGCAAAUGUAGUUGUAACUUACUGUACUAUAGUUACUUUAUUCAAACGAUUUACCAAAUAUUCAAGUGUAUUUAUUUGACUCGCUUUGUAUAUAUCUAUAUAGCUGUAGUAUAUUAUUAUAUGUUUCAUACGUUUUAUUUAAAUAAGAGUUUUUCUAUCGAUGCCUCAAAGCGCCUGUAUCUUAUUCGAAUAGAAUACGUUUCAAAGAAAUAUGUUUUAGUUAAAACUUUUUGUAAAUAAUAUUGUUUGUAAAUUAGUUUGUAACAAGCGGUACGUAACUGUCUUAGAUAAGAUUAAACAUAGAUUUAUGGCGGAAUAAGCUUGGCCCAGAAGGCCUACCGCGUAACUGACUGAUCUGUCAAAUUAAAUGAAUUGUCUGUCAGUCUGAUAGUGCAUUCAGACGCUUGAGUUAAGCGGUGGAGCCGCUGGAGCCUUUGGACUAACGAAGAAACCUCGUUUUAGGUUCUGUCUUAAUAAAAUAAUAUUCUGAUGAGAUAUCUUAAUUAAAAUCUGUAUAAGAAGUAUCUCAAGAACAUGUUUUCUCAUAUGAAAUUAUUUGUUGUUAGCUUUAAGUGACCAGUGCAUGAGUUGGUCAAGUACAUGAUGGAAUAUCAAAAGAAAAUCGCUUUUACUGUGCGUUUAACUCUUACUUGCUAUCCAGUAACAGGGUGUGCCUUGCGUCUCAGUAUUGAAGUCAUCAAUAGGUAAAUCAAUAAAUUAUUUUGAUUCUUUCAGAGUUUAUUGACCUCAUAAUGACUAAAACAGAUAGUCAGAUUUCCUUUUCAUGAUUACUUAUUAUAAAAACAUUUUUCAUCAUCGUCAUCUUGUUUAAAUAGUUAAUAGGUAGGUACGUAAUAGUUUUUUUUACCUUCAAACUUCCGUGUUAUUCAAUAAUUUAGAAAUAAAAUUCAU